Molecule: messenger RNA, 1689 nt
Organism: Nymphalis io (European peacock)
Lineage: Eukaryota; Metazoa; Arthropoda; Insecta; Lepidoptera; Nymphalidae
Product: connectin-like
Exons: 3
Coding region: 136-1659 (507 amino acids)
Molecular function (GO): protein binding
Source: RefSeq, a predicted model, not a curated record
AAUCAGCUAGUGUACCGAACAAUUAUCGUUCUAUCCCACAAUACUAUCACCUAUCCCUUGGCUCCUGAGCUCCCAAGAAUUAUCUUUACGAGUAAGAACCCGAAUUUCAAGAUUUCGAUGUGAAAAGCAAUAAAUAUGGACUUCAAGUACUUAAUCCUAAUGAUCGCUUUCGCAACGGUCGAGAUAAACUUGACUGAGAGUCGUCAAAAUGAUAAACGGAGAUGGAAAUCCGAAAAAUCCCCUUAUUCGCAUUACGUAAACAUUUGCGAUAUACAGGACCGAGUGUCUAAGGUACAUUGUUACUGUGAGAGUAUUAAAAUAAAAACAGCUACAAAAGCAGACUGCUGGGUUUUCAACGGUGGCAUAGCGGAAGACGAUCCUUUUUGGUCUAAUUUUUAUUCCCAACCGAAAAUAGAAAGGCUUACGUUUAAUGUGAGAGCAGACGGGGGCUUAACGUAUAUACCAGCCAAGGUUAUUGUUAGACUUGAUCGAUUGCAGUACCUGAAUAUACAAUAUGCAAAUAUAUUCAGUAUACCAUCAUUCGCAUUCACAAAUUCGACUACAUUAAGGGAAAUAACGUUACAAAAAAACAAAAUUGGUAAAUUGGAGAGAAUGGCAUUUGCCCACUUAAUAAUGUUAGCUAAUGUGAGCGUUGCUGAAAAUCAGAUAUCGGAAUUGCAGAGGGACGUAUUUUACGUCUUACCUAAUUUGCAGAGACUUCAACUAUCUAAGAAUACAAUUAGCGUUUUACACGACGGGUGUUUUAAGCAUUUGAACAAUUUAAUAAAAUUGGAUCUGAACGGUAAUUUGUUGACAGUUGUCAUUAGGGAGAACUUCCAAGGAUUGUCAAAUUUGAUUACAUUGGACAUGAGAAACAACAAAUUGAUGAUGAUAGGAGAUCUGUCGUUUGCUGAACUUUGGAGCCUUCAAGAACUUUAUUUAGAUGGCAACGAAAUAGAAUUUAUAUCCGAACGGGGUUUCGGCGGAUUGACUCAGUUGAAGAAACUUUCUUUAGCCGAUAAUAAGUUGGGAGUGCUAGAUGACGGAGUGCUCGACGAUAUACAAAAGUUGAAUUUUCUGGAUUUAAGGAAUAACAUGUUGGAAACAUUGAAACAAGAAACGCUGAGAAGCGUUAUUGACAAUAUGAAAUCUAAUUAUGCACAAAUCUCUCUUGAAGGUAACAAGCUAACAUGUGACUGUCGACUUUCCUGGCUGCACAAAUUACGAAACGAAACACGAAGUAAGCGCGUAAAAGCCUCCUUAGACCGACUCAACUGUAUCAUGGACACAAAACUAAAAAAUAACCUAGUCAAUAUCAAGAUACAAAAUGCUCAAGUACAAUAUAAAAUUAAUGUUGGAGCUAAGAAGGAAAUAGAUAAAACUGAUGAUGACGAAGAAGAGUUUGAAGACGAUAAUAUUUACGAUGACGCAAUGAAGGAUCAAGAAAACGGAUUGGAUGUUACAAAAAUGGAUUAUCGUAGAAAACUAAUGGAAAUUCCUGUUGACAUGCUUCCUUGUGCUAGCAAACUUAGCUACGAAGCCUCAUUCUCGCCGCCAACACAAGACGAAGUCAAAUAUUAUAAAACUUCAGGAUGCGAAAAGUGCUUAGCGUCAACCAUAAGUUUCAUAACAAUAUGCACACUAACGAGAAUAUUGUAGCGUUAUAUUCAAUAAUGUGAAAAACAUUUU